AUGCAAGAAGAGCACUUCCUCGGUCUUUUCACUCUCUUCGUAAGUGUUCCAUUUUGAGUUUUGACCACUGCGGACCAUUUUCCAGAGCGGAUUCGUCGGCUUUGUCACCAACUGGUCCGUCGUCUUCUUCUUCCGAAGCGUUCCCUCUCUCCGCAGCUCCUUCGGCGUUCUUUCGGCUCACGCAGCACUUGUGUCCGCAGUCUACUGCUCGAUCGCUCUUUUUUGGAUCUCACCCAUCAUGCUCUUGUCUGUUAUUUUACCUGAUUUCAUAUGCAAAUCAUGAUUUCAGAAACGUCGAAUGGCUCCGGAACAACUCGUACUUGGCAGGAUUCGUACUCUAUUUGUGUUACGAUCUCGAAACUGAAACUCAUUUGCUCAUUUGCAUAAACCGGUUCUUCGCAGUCUCCUUCCCUCACACAUAUCCAGUUCUCUUCAGUAUUACUUCCACAUUCAUUUUUCUAGCAAUUUUAUGGGUUGUAUGCCUUCUCAUCAGUAUUAUCGUAUUCCCUUUGUGUAAGUUAUCUUCUCGUGAGUCACAAGAAUAGAUGUACAUUCAGCCGGAUGCCAAAUGUACUAUGAUGCUGAAAUAAUGACACUGAUCUACACGAGAACGCCAUCCUGCCAGAAUCUUACGUUGAUUGCCGACUUCGGACUGCACAUGUGUGUUCUGACCGCUAUGAUUGUGUUAAACUCAAUCACAUUUUAUCAAUUUCGACGGAAAAAUAGAGCGGUAAGUGUGUAUUUGUCGAUGAGUCACGCACUUUUCCAAUAAUUACAGAUGUUCAACUCGCUGAACCACGCGUCAUCACUUCGAAAAGCGAAAUCAGAGCGUAACUUUCUUCGGCAGACAUUUUACCAGGAAAGUGCGUACGUCGUCGCGCUGCUCACUUAUUUCCUGCUCGGCACUGUGCUCGAAGCGAAAUGGCUCCGCUUCGUCGUCAUUCUGCUUCCCUGGUAUUUCGUGCACGCUUACCAGGCAAUGGUCACCAUUCUCUGCAACCCGGAGCUCAAAAAGAUAUGCAUCAGGAAGUGGAGACUCUGGUCAGUCACAAUCAGAGAGCACGAAGGAAGCACACAAAAAUGUGAUUUCCGUUUCAGCUUCAAUGCACCCGAGAUGGCACCGAAUGCACCCGCGAGGACAGGCGACGCUUGGAGGUCAACGACGUCGCGCAUCUCCAAAUUCUGAUGCAUUCUAGUUUUUAAGACGGAAAACACUGAACGGGCUCUUUCUCUUCUCUCCUCAAUCACAUUCUUGAUUUUCUUUGCCGAAUGAAUUCGCUCUUAUUCAUUUCGCCAGACAUUCAGAAAUCACACCUUCAGACAUUCGAAUCAAAUUUAAUCGCAAUGAUUCAAUCUAGAUCCACUCCAGUCCAGCUCGACCCUCCCUCUGCAAUUUUCAUCCGCGAAGUCGACUCUCACCGUUGUUUGUCCGUCAUCUGGAUUUCUUUCUAAUCAGAACACGCAGGCACAACUCGGAGUAACAAGGCCCUCUUCCGUUUUCUCUUUCUUUCUAAACUUAUAGCAUCACCUCACAGAAUCGCUUUUAAGGCUCCGAUUUCAAAAGAAUGCACGAGCAGUUGAUAGUCGCUUCAAUCACAUUCCUGGUGGGUCGUUUAGACAUUUUAUUAAAGAUCAUUGAGAUGGAUGCUUCAGAUAACAUUGUUCGGAACGGCGGCCAAUCUACUAGUAUUCCUGGCGGCUCGAAAAAUGAGCUCUAUGAAUAGUUCUUUUGGAGUGAUCACCAAGAAUCAAGCAGUUUGUAACACAAUUAUGUGCCUCAUAUUCCUGUUAUACGUGUGUCCGAUGCAAUUAAGGUUUCUGCUCAUUCGCAUGAUAUCAUUCACAUUUACCGACGGUUUCAGCGAUGCCAAGGGCCUAGUGCAGUUCUCUCACUUUCUCGGUCUCGCCGCGAUGACCGUCUACGAAGUGUCCAAUCAGUCGCAUCUGCUCAUUGCUCUCAACCGAUUCUGCGCCGUCUUUAUGCGUUCCCACUACGAGAAGCUGUUCAGUGAAUUCGGAACAAAAGUGCUGAGGAACAUUAUUUGGAUAAUAUCAACAAUCAUGUGUGUCAUCCUUUACGAAAUCAUCGGAUGUCACUUCGAAUACGACGAUGUCUCGUGGUCGCUCGCCUUUGUUGCCACGCCCGAGUGCGCGAAUCUCACUUGGUAUUCCGAUUUCACCUUCAACACUUCUCUCGUCGUUCUAACUCUUUUAAUCAAUCUCUUGACGGCCUACAAAGCGGGAAGGGACAGCCGAAUGCUGAUGAACGCGGCGGGGAUGAAGAUGUCGAAAAGGCAAAGACAACGGGAACUGAACUUUGUCAAGCAGACAUUCUCCCAAGGAACCACAAUAUUCGCCGGACAGAUCACUUACUACGUGAUUGCUCCUCUCUUCACAGACCAGAUUCUACUCUUUUUCAUUGGCACGUUAUGGGCGUACAUGCAUGCGGCCGAAGGGUAAAACAUCUAAUGAAACCUAUAGAAACCCGAAAGGUUCAUUUUUCAGUGGAAUCAUACUGGCGUCGAACGAGGAGAUGCGAACGUUUGCAUUCAAAAAAAGAAAAAGUUGGUCGGAUUCUGACGGAGGUGUUCCUGUAUUCUGAAUGGUUUCAGAGUCCAACACGUCCGUCUUCGUUUCCAGCGUUUCCAUCGGAUGA
Messenger RNA from Caenorhabditis sp. 36 PRJEB53466, 2656 nucleotides. NCBI's taxonomy places the organism in Eukaryota, Metazoa, Nematoda, Chromadorea, Rhabditida, Rhabditidae. The record is from the annotation of a GenBank genome assembly.